Drosophila willistoni is the source of this 5730-nucleotide messenger RNA. It is a transcript of the gene stum, whose product is annotated as protein stum. NCBI's taxonomy places the organism in Eukaryota, Metazoa, Arthropoda, Insecta, Diptera, Drosophilidae. Gene Ontology annotation, biological process: sensory perception of mechanical stimulus; taxis; proprioception. The record is from RefSeq and is a predicted model, not a curated record. Gene Ontology annotation, cellular component: sensory dendrite. The transcript is spliced from 9 exons. Bases 85 to 5520 code for a protein of 1811 amino acids.
ACAACAAAAACAUUAUCUAUCAAUAUUGUAAGGACCUAAUCGACACGAUCCACGAAGAGAAGAUCGCUCUACAAAUGACACAAUAUGCAGCAAACAUUAUCGUAUUCAUCAUCAUCGCCCUCGCCCACAGCCACGCCCAUUAUUGGAAAAGAACAACAAAAGCAACAACAGCAGCAGCAGCAGCAAUCGACUACGACAACAACGACGACAAGGACAGAAAAUCACAACAGAUGCCAUCCAUCCAUUAUAUCCUUAGAUUAUAGCUAUCAUAGCAAUAUGCCGCCAUCGACUUAUUCCCACAUUCAUUCACGCCAGACCACACCAAGGCUGAGCACUACAAUUGGCGAUAUCGAUGGUGAUAGUAGCCAUCAGUAUAAUAGUUUAUUUGGUGAUCCGGUACCUCCUCUUGAGCCCGCGGACUAUUAUGCCACAAACUCGGCAUUCGAAUCGCUGCGAACUGGAGCCGUCUCGACAUCGGUGGAUUUACCUAGCUCCGAGGAAGAUGCCCUUGUGGCUGCUGUGGCAUUGAUUAGCAACGAAUCAUCCAGUGCCAGGGAGAGGAGACUCUUUCCAAAUGUACCAUACUUAUCCACCUCUAGCUAUGGUCGAGGAAGUGGCCAUCGAUUAUCGUCGUUGCCGCAACUGAAGCCACCGGAUAUACAAAUCCUCCCAAAUUCCAGCGGUGGUUCAAGUUCUGACCAAAUGAAUUCACCCAAUUUUCGUUUCUUGGCUCCCGAUGAUAUACUCAAUAAGCCGGACUUAUAUGAUUUGGAGAAGAUCUACCAUGACGAUGAUAUGGCCACCCAAGUAUCGGGGAUCAGUCAAGUGGCCAUGAGUAAAGUCAGUGCGGAAAGAUGCCACGAUGAUAACUGUUCCAGUGUACUUUGCGAUCCCUAUGCCAAUCGUGACUGGUUUCGUCCUGCCACUCAGCAUUUCCCGGAAUUCAGUCGUAUACCGAAAUUACGUCCCAGUUCGAAAAUGAUCAUGUCUAUGAGACAAGAGGAGGCACCGCUCUCCCCAUUGGCCACUAUGAUCCAAGACAUGAAUAGUUCUAGCAGUGGUGGCGAGGAGCGUCUGGGUUUAAGUGAAAUGGACAUAAUACUCUCACCCAAAAGCUAUCUAGAACAACAGCAACGAAGAGGGGAUCAAGGAGUCGAGAGCUAUGCAACACCGCCAUCCUUACCACCACCACCAGCUGCACCACCUCCCUGCCACGAAGCAACCACAAUAAUGCGUGAGAUGUCACCCAUAAUAAUCAAGGAUUCAAUUUCCGUAGGUGGUGAUUAUCGAGUGGAACAGCCACGUCUACACAAGAAGACUGCAUUUACCAUAAUCACAGAACGUUCGCCUCAGUCCUCAAGGGCCCAGAGUCCUAAAGGCCGAAGAACUCCGUCCCCUUCACAACCGCCGCCAACACAUAUUUCACCUGCUGCAAAAAGACACGCCUCCAUACAGUCGACUUCGACGACCUCAUCGUUCACGGCUAAAUUAAAGCCACCAAUAAGAAGAAAAUCCCUCACAGGUUCGCGACUACCACAGCUGCCUAUGGAGAACUAUGGGAGAUCUUUAACCAUGCCGGCGGAUGAUUCACCUCGCCCGUCCGUCCAGUUUAAUAUGAGUGGACGGUAUAAUCGCAGCAAACUGGGUACACCCUCAAAGGGUAUACUGCAGCAAAGAGAUUCGUUGACAUCAUCGAUAGACACUUAUACGCCACGUAAUCAGAGACGCAGCUCGAUUGCCCCGUUAAAAAUUAAGAGCAUGGAGACGUUACCAUUGAUCACAGAUCCCUAUCGAAGUUCCAUACCACGAUUUCAUCAUUCCAAUAUCGACUUAAUUGGACGGGAACCCACAGUUAUACCACCGGGCUCACUGCCUCGUCCCUUGAAGCCAAAUGCGAAUCCCACACGUAAGCAACGUGGACUACUUCGCGUGAUGAAUAGAGAAGAUGCUGCCGCUCGUCUCGCACCCUCGCAUAUCCCGCCGCGUUCCAAUUGGAGCAGCUUAGAUGAUUUAGUGAUGGACUUGGGACAACGUUUAAAACCCAUAAAUCUACGGCUUAGCCAAGCGCAACGACGUCGUUCUAGCUCCACGUCCCCCGAACGUCGGAGCUCUACGCAAACCGCUUCCGAUAGACGUAGCUCUAAUUUAAGUAGUAUUACUGUGACCUCAGAUCUAAGCUUUCGUCGGAGACCUUCACUCGCAACAUUACCCACGACGACGGCAAUGAAUAGAGCACGCCGUAAAUCCAUUCAUGUGCCAGCUUCCGCUCAUCCCAGUCCCAGGCGACAAUCGGUGUAUGGUAAGGAUGCGAAACAUGGAAAGAUUGUCAAGCCCUCCACAUUAUCACCGAUUAUUGGAACCCCGAAUAAGGAUAGUAGUACACCGCAAAGCCCUUUGCAUGGUCUACAAACGUUGGACACCCCAUCCGAAGUAUCUACGCGACGUGACUCUAUAUCCCGUAUACCAAUACGAAGUCGUCCGGAAUCCCGGAUGGAGAGUUCACGUGGCAGUUCGCCUAUAAAGGAUUUUUUAGGCACUUCGGGAAGAACUUCGCGAGCCAGCAAUAGUCGUUCUCCGUCGAGAGCUCCUUCGAGAGAGAACACUCGUACUCCUUCGCGAGCUCCAUCAAGAGAGAAUAUCCGUACACCGUCACGAGCUCCUUCAAGAGAGAAUAUCCACACAUCUCGUGCUCCAUCUAGAGAGAACUUCCAUACACCAUUUCGUGCUCCUUCAAGAGAGAAUUCGCGAUCAAUAUCAAGAGCCUCUACCCGAAACAUAUCAAGAGGUGGCGCAAAUGGUUCUCGUUCCAACUCUCGACUGGAGCAUCACCGUGAAGUAGCCAACAAUUCUCGCUUGAGCAUACAUUCCUCACUCAGAUCAUCAAGUAUUUCGCCAUCCACUUUAACAGCGCAAAGUGGUGCCCGUGGUGUAACGCCCAAUAGACGAAAAUCCAUAUCACUAUCUCCGCAGCGACAAAAACAAACACAACGCAAACCUUCGAGUCCAAAUCGCAGUUCACCGACCCCCAUAAAAGAGCGACGUAAUUCGCGCUCUCGCAUACCCACACGUACGUCUUCUCCCACGUUGACGUCGAAAAAAACCGCGAAUCAUGAUAAUAAAACGAAAACAACUGCCGAUCCAAAAUCAAAGGGAAAAGGUCAAAAAAAGGAAGCACCUAAGCCCAAAGAGCUAGUUAAACCCAAACCCAAAAAUGCAAGUGCCAAAAAAUCACCCACAAAAGGGCCGCUCCCUAAACCCGAUGCAAAAAAAUUGUCAACAGCAAAGACGACGACCAAACCCAAUGGGAAGACACAAGUCCAGAAGAAUGGAGAGAUUGAUAAGACCAAAACAUCAAACAAGAGCAAUGCCAUUAAAUCAUCGACACAGACUCCUGGAAAAAGUAAAUCCACUGCAGAACCCAAGAAAACCUCAACGACCCCGGCGGUGGCUAAGAAAAAACCGAGCACUCAAGCCUCAAGUGGCUCUGAGGUUGCUCCAUUGGCUGCUCAUGUCAGCAAUGCUGUACUCCAGGCAGCCGAAGUUUUACCCGCCGUGACGCACAGUGAGGAGACACCUACAAAUACGAAGAAUGGCCAAAAUCAGAGUGGUAACCUAAACAAGUUGGUGCGCAUGAGUUCGAGACUUAGUCUGCUUAGCAAUAAGAAUCGUGCGGAUUCUCCUCAAAGUCGAAAAGUUGCCGCAGUCGCAGAGAGCAGUCUGCAAGAAGGUGAAGAACCCAAAAGUCAUGAUGCUGCUGCUGCCAUUUUAGAGAAAUCCCAAAAGACUCUAGAAACUAUACAGAAAACUGUCACCGAGGCCACCGAUGAGAUACACAAGACCAUCAAUGAGAAUCUUACCGAUUUGAAAACAUUGGAAAAUGAUAUUGGCCUAGCCGUUGAGAGCGGAACGUCACCGACUCCCAGUGGCGUCACAGUGAUUGGCAAACCAUUGCCGGACUCACGCACAGGCACAGCCGAUGGCAGUAAUGCCUUGGAGAGCGGGACGGAAGUGCAAAAAUCACCUUUGCCACCAACACAACCGAUUGAGGCAUCUGUAUCGGUUGUAAAUGUGGAACAUCCCGCCACUACGUCUAUAUCUGUCGUCCCUGAGGUGGAAUAUGAAAGUGCUGAUCUGAUCAAAGGUGAUAGAACUAAACUGGGAGCCUCUGAAUUCGAUGUUCAUCAUGUGAUGCCACCAGAAAGUGGAGAUGACUUCAAAGUGGACGCCAAAAGACGAUCUCCAGAUGGACAAGGCGGUUCCACUGCAGGCAGUGGUGGCGGUGGCAUGGCCAAAACUGGCAGUCAAGAGGAGUUUCUGGAGGAUAAAGAGAAUAACAACAAUAAUAAUAACAAUGCAAAGGGUAAAAGAGGUUGGUGUCGUUGCUGUUCGAAUCUGUUCAUGUCCUGCCGACGAUCACGUUGCUCCCGCUGCUGUUGCUGUUGUUCACGUAAAGAUGCAGUUGAAGAGCAACCAGUUCUGCUAUCCAAUAGUGCCACAAGUAGUGCCACAACAGCUACAAAUCUGCAAGUGAUUGAUGAGCACAAGCCGACAGCUAAGAAGAGGCCAGCCAAGGAUUGGCUACGCUCAGUGGUUUGUUGUCAAAAUUGUCGCAAGAAAAAGAAAGAACAACCAGAGGCAAUGCAAGCCACCAAUCUUAACACAAUGGGACCAAAAGGAAAAGGUGGCGCCGGCGGCGGUAGUAAAUGUGGACUUUGUCUAAGUAAAAUAUUCUGUUGUCGUUCGGUCAAUAAAGUUGAUCCCACAACUGGCGAUGAGACGGAGUUCAAGAAAUGUUGCUUCUGCAUACCAUGUCGGCGCAAGCGAGAUCCAAAAAAAGCGUGGCAAUCGGCUCCCCCAGCUGCUGAUCCGGAAAUGGGCAUAAAGCCCACAGAUGCAGCUGUUCUGGAGGGAGCUUCUGAGGCUGAAGCAGGACUUUCUAUAGCCGAAAGUAAAACCAAAGAGGGCUGCUGCAAACGUUUUUGGCUCAUGUUGUUCUGCUGCCGUAAGAAGCAACGUCGUGGAACUGAAUCUCGCCGGCAGAGUAUCAGAGCACCACCGCCAAGUGAGGACACGCGACGUAAACUCCAUAACGAUCUGGUAGAGUAUACAUCGAAAAUGAAAGGAGCCAUUCCUGUUUUACCGCUCUAUUUGGCUUGGUUCUGUGCCUUCUGCAAUGUGGUCUUUCCAGGUUCAGGCACCUUGUUAUCGGGUCUGUUUUGCUUGUGUGUUGGAAUACCACGAUUCUCACAAUUCGAUAGUGCCCGGGCACGUAUUGGUUCCUUUAUUAUCAAUAUUAUUGUGGCAGUAGCUCAAUUUUUAACUGUCCUGUUUUGUUUUGUGGGCUGGGGAUGGUCUAUAUGGUGGGGAACCAUAAUGUUAAAGUGUGCAAGGAAAUUGAGCAAAAUCAAAAAAGUGGAACGUCUGGAACUGGAGGAGGAGCAGCGGCAGGCUCAAUUGGCUGCCGCAAUUGAUAAAAAUGGUGGACAUGUCGAGGCAGAGGUUGAUGCGACGAAAACUUAAAGCCUUACAUAGAAUUUUUUUAUACCAAUAAAUUGUACAUAAUUUUGUACAAAACAUGUAGCUUCCACAUUAUAACAAAAAACAAAUUGCCUACACUUCCAAUUUCACUUCCAAAGCAGGAGUAAAGUGGAAUAAAAACAAAUGUCUUUCGAAUGAUAAAUAAUAAUAUAUAGCUAAUAUUGAACAUAAUAGUAAAUCAUUAAACUUCCA